This is a messenger RNA of Cynoglossus semilaevis (tongue sole), 1996 nucleotides long. Its product is annotated as galectin-8-like. Gene Ontology annotation, molecular function: carbohydrate binding. Gene Ontology annotation, cellular component: cytoplasm. NCBI's taxonomy places the organism in Eukaryota, Metazoa, Chordata, Actinopteri, Pleuronectiformes, Cynoglossidae. Bases 396 to 1334 code for a protein of 312 amino acids. The record is from RefSeq and is a predicted model, not a curated record. The transcript is spliced from 9 exons.
GUGCUCUGACCAUGGCACCGUCCCCACACGCUGCUCCCUGGGUGCUUCAGCUGCCCCCUGCUGACUUGCUGAUGGCAUCUGCUGUGGACCUGUUUGACCUACUGUAUAUGCAAACUGAAAGGGCCAUGGACGUGGGGGGGGGCGUCCGUACGCUCCGUCAUCUUCAUCAGAAUCGGUUUUCUGUCAGGUGUGGUUUCAUUUUUGGUUCAUUUGAGUAAAAGUCUUGUAAAAUGUAAUGUGAGGGAGAAAUGUAAUUAAUAUCCUGGAACGUCGACACGAGAUGACGUCACAGCUCAUUUCCAUGAUGGCCAACCACUGACGUCAUAAGCGGAAGUGAACACUCGCAGAGUGCAGAUCUAUCAGGAUCAGCUGCUAAGCGCAGAACGCCACGCAAAAUGCUAGUGUCACGUACAAGGCAGACGUUUUUAAAGCCGAGUAUUCCCUUCGCUGGGACAAUUCUCGGUGGUUUGCUUCCCGGUGAAAUGGUUCUGGUUCAGGGCUCGGUUCCCGUUGGUGCUGACAGAUUCCAGGUAGACCUGGCGUGCGGCAGCAGCAUGAAACCUCGCGCAGACGUGGCCUUUCACUUCAAUCCUCGCUUCAGUGGCUCCCCAUGUGUUGUGUGUAACACACUACAGUGUGAGCGCUGGGGUCCGGAGGAGAUCCAGCACCAGAACCCCCUGAAGAGCGCUCACACAUUUGAACUGGUCUUCCUGGUCCUGCAGGACAAGUUUAAGGUGGCGGUCAAUGGCGCUCACCUUUUACAGUACAAACAGCGUGUGGCACUGGAGCGUGUUGACACAAUACUCAUCUCUGGAAAAGUGGCGGUCGAAGUAGUGGGCGUCGUCCCGUCAAUGUCGAACGCUCCCCUGGCUGUUAGCAACAUUCAGGACUCACAGAUGAAGUCUAUUCUUUCCACUGCGGGAAACACACGGGUUCCAUUUUCUGGUUUUCUCGGAGAUGGACUGAGAGUCGGACAAAGCGUCUCCAUUCGAGCAGAGACCAAUCACAAUGCUCAAAGUUUCUGUGUGAACCUGUGUUCAUCAGAAAGCAGUGACAUCGCUCUUCACCUCAACCCUCGACUGAAGUCUCGCAUUUUCGUCAGAAAUUCGUUUCUGUCUGACAGCUGGGGUUCGGAGGAAACGGCACUGGACGGAUUUCCCUUCAUGGCAGGACAGUACUUUGAGAUGAUCGUCUACUGUGACUCGCAGCACUACGGAGUGGCUGUGAAUGGAGACCACAUUCUCACCUACAAACACAGGGUCCAGGACCUGAGGAGGAUCAACCAGGUGGAGGUUCAAGGCGAUGUCUCACUGCUGGAUGUAAAACUCCACUGAUGGAGGACAAUGGUGUGGUCAUAUCUGUCAUCACAUGAUGAAAGUGAUCCAAUAAACAUCAACUUUGAUGAACACUUAGAAGUACAACAUUAUCACAGUAUGACAGUCAGGAGAGGCUGAGAAGUAAGUGUGGUGAAGGACAGAGACACAGUAGCUCGGUGUGCUGUCAGAGUGAUGGAUUGGUUGAAGGUAGAGGUGGGGUUACAGCAGUACUUCCUAAAUAGUGGGGUGGGCCCCCUGGGCGGUGCGGUAAGGUGCCAGUGGGGGGCUUCCAAUGGAAUAUGGCAUGCUGGACAUACUGUAGGUGUACCACAGCUGUGAAAACAUUUCUGAGGGGUGGGGGCAUGAAAGAAAAUACUUGAGAACCACUGGGUUACGUCAAGGUCCAGCUCUGAGCCUUGUUUUGUUUGCUAGACAGUUUGACACAUAAGGUUCAACAGGAGGUUCCGUGGACCACUGUACAACCUCCAUGUUGAACUCACUUCUUCAGUGCUCAGCAGCCUCCCCUGUGUUUGCCUGUCAUGUGACUCACCAUGGAAGGACCUGGAGUGAAGUAUGUAUUUUGCCAGUCCUCAGUCGGGGUCUUUCAGUAGCCAAGGUUUGAACCACACAAUAUUUCCAUAUCUUUUCCAAACAUGUUAAUAAAGUUUUUCAAAGACCUA